This is a messenger RNA of Bufo bufo (common toad), 1955 nucleotides long. RefSeq names its product calponin 1 (gene CNN1). NCBI's taxonomy places the organism in Eukaryota, Metazoa, Chordata, Amphibia, Anura, Bufonidae. The record is from RefSeq and is a predicted model, not a curated record. Gene Ontology annotation, molecular function: actin binding. The coding region runs from base 84 to 974 and encodes 296 amino acids. Gene Ontology annotation, biological process: actomyosin structure organization. The transcript is spliced from 7 exons.
CCCGCAUCAUGGGACAUUUAAAAAGUUGAAGGGAAGGUUUCAAGAGCAUCUUCUGAAGGAGCAAGUCUACAGGACAGAUCAACAUGUCUUCUGCUCACUUCAACAGGGGCCCAGCCUAUGGACUCAGCGCAGAGGUCAAGAACAAGUUGGCCUCCAAGUAUAACCCCCACCUGGAGGCCGAGCUGAGGGAGUGGAUAGAAAGCACAACCGGAAAGAAAAUUGAAAACAAGUUCAUGGAGUCCCUGAAAAAUGGCGCCAUCUUGUGCGAAUUAAUCAAUAAGCUGCAUCCCGGCUCCGUCAGGAAGAUCAAUGAGUCCACACAGAACUGGCAUCAGCUGGAAAAUAUUGGAAACUUCAUCAAGGCCAUCACAGCUUACGGCGUCCAAUCACACGAUAUAUUUGAGGCCAACGAUCUGUUUGAGAACACCAACCUCACCCAAGUCCAGUCUACACUGCUCGCUCUGGCCGGUGUGGCCAAGUCGAAAGGUGCCAAAGUCAACCUUGGAGUUAAGUACGCCGACCGUCAAGAGAGGAAAUUCAACCCUGAUAAACUUAGAGAAGGAAGAAACAUCAUUGGACUUCAGAUGGGAACCAACAGGUUUGCCAGCCAAAAGGGUAUGACAUCAUAUGGCACCCGUAGACAUCUGUAUGACCCCAAAUUGGGCAAUGAGCAGCCGCUGGAUCAAGCUACCAUCAGCUUACAAAUGGGCACCAAUAAAGGGGCAUCCCAGGCCGGCAUGACGGCUCCAGGCACUAAGCGCCAGAUCUUUGAGCAGAAGCUUGGCAUGGAGCACUGCGACACCGAGACCAUACCCUUGCAAAUGGGAACGAACAAGGGAGCAUCUCAGCAAGGCAUGACUGUGUACGGUCUCCCGCGCCAGGUCUACGACGCCAAGUACUGCACGGAUGCCAACAUGCUCUUUAAUGAGGACGGGAACUACGACGACAGCCAUCAGUAUUACAACUCCGAGUAACACCAUCCAUUCCCAAUAUAACCCGCACACCACCCUCUUCUGUGCCAGCGUGUGCCUGCUACUGUGGCAGAGAACGGUGUUCAUGCUGCCCAUUCUAUGCCAGUGUGUGCUAGUUGCUCUGGCAAAGGGGGUUAAAUGCUACCCACUAUCCGUGUUUGCUCUUGCAAAGGAAGAAAUAGAUGAUGCCCACUCUGUGCCAGCCUGCCUUCUGGCAAUUAGAUGCUGCCCGUCCCAUACCUGCUGUUCUGGCAGAGAAUGAAGUUCAUCCUACCCACUUUCUGCUCUCCUGGCAGAAAAGGGGUAAAGCUUCCCAUUCUGUGCCAGCCUAUGCCCGCUGCUUUGGCAGUAAAGAAAUAAACCUAUUCCCUCUGUGCCUGACACCACUUUUACAAGAGACUGACAACGAACGCCACAUUGCCUUCUUUGAUAUUUAGGUGGACAUCUGCAGAGCAUUGCACCCUGUGUCAUUUUUUUUUCACUCGGCGGGGGUCACAAACUUUUUUUUUAAUUAUUAUUAUUAUUUUAAUGGCAGUCCUGAUGGUUGUGGGGAUAUACAAGCUACACAUCACAAUCCUCCCCCCUGUGCUAAGCAUGCCACGAGAGUGACGGCUGGUCUGCAGAGCAUCACUGCAGAGGUGGGCAGAAGGCAAAGAAAUAGGUGACGUCAGGGCAGCGAUGCUCUGCAGCUUUCCUAGUCUGGCCGAGGAUACGGGUGGAUGGGGCAGGUCUCUGAUGAGAGGGAACCAUUUAUCGGAUUAUGUUCUGGGCAGGUGAGAGGUUAAUAGGGAUACGACAGCCACCGAGACGGGUGCAAUGCUCUGCAGACCACAGCGUAAUGAACGACUUGCCUGGCUACGUUUUGUGCAUGCCCCUUGCCCUCCCCGACCGCCACCCUUUCCUCUCAUCACUGCAGUAUCCAACACCUCACCUCCGCUCUGUUUAAGAACCGACUGCAAAUAUAUUUCUAGAUAUAUAUUUCUA